Messenger RNA from Propithecus coquereli (Coquerel's sifaka), 1866 nucleotides. RefSeq names its product RALY heterogeneous nuclear ribonucleoprotein (gene RALY). The record is from RefSeq and is a predicted model, not a curated record. Gene Ontology annotation, cellular component: nucleus. The transcript is spliced from 11 exons. Gene Ontology annotation, molecular function: RNA binding. NCBI's taxonomy places the organism in Eukaryota, Metazoa, Chordata, Mammalia, Primates, Indriidae. The coding region runs from base 615 to 1508 and encodes 297 amino acids.
CCCUGGACCUUUCCAAAGCCAGGCUGAGGAGGUGGGGAAAGCCCAUGCGCCUGGGGAGUCGGGCUGUGUCAGGGCGGGGCUGCGGACUCCUCGUGCUCGUGUCACCGUGUCCUUUCCCAGAGACAGAGAAGAGGAGGAGGGAAAGGCAGGGUUCAGGGCCAGAGCAGCGGGCGGAGCAGAGCCGAGGGAAGCCUCUCCGGGUGCCCCCACCCCCGCGCGCCUCAGUGGUGCCGGCCGAGGGAAGGGCUCGCGGCUGCGGGGCUCGCGCCGCUGUCAGUGCGGCUGGGCGCGCGAUCGGCGCGGGCGCGGGGCGGCAGACCUGAGAGAAGCUGAGGGGGCUGUAGCGGCGGCGGCGAUUCCCGCGCUUGUGCUCAGCCUUCUCACGCCGCGGCUGCCUUUCUCCUCCCUUCCUUGCGACCCCAGGUGCGGGGGCACCGCCUCCUUCCGCGCCGCGCAGCUUUCUCCAGACCUCUAGGUGCGGGUGAGCCUUGUUCCCAGAGGCAGCUGGUGCUGACCCUGUAACCCAAAGGAGAAAAUAGCUGGCUAAGCACAGCCUUGGUACUGGUGUGCCAUGCUGGGCAUCGGGGUACAAAAGUACGUAAGAGGUGGCCACCAUGUCCUUGAAGAUCCAGACAAGCAAUGUAACCAAUAAGAAUGACCCCAAAUCCAUCAACUCUCGCGUCUUCAUCGGAAAUCUCAACACAGCUGUGGUGAAGAAGUCAGAUGUGGAGACCAUAUUCUCCAAGUAUGGCCGUGUGGCCGGCUGUUCUGUGCACAAGGGCUAUGCCUUUGUCCAGUACGCCAACGAGCGCCAUGCCCGGGCAGCUGUGCUGGGAGAGAAUGGGCGGGUGCUGGCCGGGCAGACCCUGGACAUCAACAUGGCUGGAGAGCCCAAGCCCAACAGACCCAAGGGGCUAAAGAGAGCAGCAUCUGCCAUAUACAGUGGCUACAGCUUUGGCUAUGAUUACUACCGGGACGACUUCUACGACAGGCUCUUCGACUAUCGGGGCCGCCUGUCGCCUGUGCCAUUGCCCAGGGUGGUCCCUGUGAAGCGACCCCGGGUCACAGUCCCUUUGGUCCGGCGUGUCAAAACUACCAUACCUGUCAAGCUCUUUGCCCGCUCCACAGCCGUCACCACCAGCUCAGCCAAGAUCAAGUUAAAGAGCAGUGAGCUGCAGGCUAUCAAGACAGAGCUGACGCAGAUCAAGUCCAACGUUGAUGCCUUGCUGGGCCGCUUGGAGCAGAUUGCUGAGGAGCAAAAAGCCAAUCCAGAUGGCAAGAAGAAGAGUGACAGCAGCGCUGGCAGCAGCAGUGGUGGUGGCGGUGGCAAUAGUGGCAGCAGCAGCCGGCCACCAGCCCCCAAAGAGGACACGCCUUCCGGGGUAGGCACGCCCCAAGGAGAAGCACAGGCUCGAGAUGAUGGUGAUGAAGAGGGAUUGCUGGCACAUAGCGAGGAAGAGCUGGAGCACAGCCAGGACACAGAUGCAGAGGAUGGGGCCUUGCAGUAAGCAGCCUGACAGGAGCAAUGGCCACCAGCAGGAGAAGGGCAUCGCCGUCCCAGGCCUCAAGCUGGGCACCCGCCCUGGAUGCCACCCCCCAGCGGGUACCAGAGGAGAGCGGGCAGCAGGCACCUCCUCCCCCAUGCAUCCCAGACAAUGUCACAUCCUCUGCAGGUGGAGUUUCCAGCCUACCCUUUCCCUGUGCACCCUCCCUUUGUGCACUGUCCAGGCCAGAGGGCAGAGCACAAGUGUCUCCCCACACUCUGCCUCCCUUCCCCCCAGGACACUCCUAGGCUUGGGGUUUUUCUAUAGAUUUGGAGGGGGGCCCACAGGGAGGGACCCUGACAAUAAAGAGAUUGGAUCCCAA